Molecule: messenger RNA, 636 nt
Organism: Penaeus chinensis
Lineage: Eukaryota; Metazoa; Arthropoda; Malacostraca; Decapoda; Penaeidae
Product: zinc finger protein 774-like
Exons: 6
Coding region: 1-636 (211 amino acids)
Biological process (GO): regulation of transcription by RNA polymerase II
Molecular function (GO): DNA-binding transcription factor activity; RNA polymerase II cis-regulatory region sequence-specific DNA binding
Source: RefSeq, a predicted model, not a curated record
AUGUUCUCUGAUCUUAGAAAACCUGAAUAUGAAUGUAAAUCCUACAAGUGUGAUAUUCAGCAUCCUUUAAAGGUAUGGCUGGGUAAUGACAGUGAAAUGGUUGAGGAGAGAGGAGCUGCAAGCAUUGAGAGGAACUACAUCAACAGCAGAAAGUCAUCAGAUACAUUCCAGUGUCCCCAUUGCCCAUAUGUCUGUUCUACUCGCUCUCACUUUACCAAACAUUACCGGACUCACACAGGCGAAAAACCUUUCUCAUGCCCAUAUUGCUCAUAUCAAGUAUGGCUGAGUAAUGACAGUGAAAUGGUAAGCCAGAGAGCACCAGCAUGCACACUGAGGAGCCCUGAUGGCAACAGAAAAGCUUUGGAAUCCUUUAAAUGUACACACUGUUCAUAUAUGUUCCUGAAUAUUGAGGGCCAAAUGGUUGAUGAGAGAAGAGCUGCAUGCAAUAGGAGGAACCAGGCCGACGCCAUGAAAAAGCAGGACGUUUACCAGUGUCGUCACUGUACCUACUCCACAACACUGCGCACAAAUUAUGAAAAGCACUUUCGUACCCAUGCUGGAGAAAAGCAGUUUGAGAAUAUACCUUUAGAAAUAUAUGGUUUAUCGUGUGCCUUGGUGUUGGAUUUGCUCAACUGA